AUUCAUUUUAAUUUUAUGUUUAGUGUAGUUUUAGUGAAUAAUUUCAUCUUUUCAAAGGGAGAUAGUAAGUGUAGAAUAAUCAUUUUUUAUGCAACAAGCACAGUAUAUAGAGCAUGUCCCUGGGAAAAAUAAAGAUGAUUUUCAAAUAUACUGCUACAAAGGACGACCGAAAAGUAUUGUUUACAUUUGGCAAAGUAUUUCUUUACAAAUACAUUCUCCAUCGAAUAAUUUUGUCUACUAUGAAGGAAAAAGUCCAGAAGAAGUGAAGAAAGAGUAUUUAGAUCAUCACUCGAGAUGGAUGCUGAAUUUCUUUACAUGGAAACAGAAAGCCUUUAAGCUUGAUCCAUUUGGAGUUAGUUGCAUUGGGAUAAGCAGCUCCGAGUUUUAUAGUAUCCAUCUCAAUGUUAUUAGGGUGGACUACUGGAAAAUUCUCAGUUUAAUAACUGGUGUAAUUCUGUUUUUAUGGGCUGAUAGACUGAGUGUAAAUCCCAUUUUUUAUUACUUAUGUGGAAUAAGUUUUGGGAUAUGUGCAUCUUUUUUAAUACUAAUUUACUUCUUCAGCAAGCUGUUUCCAAAAAAACCCAUGGUGUACGGUGUUGCUGUUUGUGGCUGGACUGUUGGAGUUUACUUUGCACAGCUUGUUUGGGAAAAUAUGCAAAUAAUCCUCCUUAAUUAUCAAAUGUAUGUAGCUUGGUAUAUUUUAGGGACCGGACUGAUAAGUUUCAUAGUGUGCUAUAGGUGGGGUCCUGUGACUAAUCAACGCACAAAAAACCUUAUUCGAUGGACUCUACAGGGUGUUGGUUUAUUAGCAGUAUUUUUUAGUAGUCAUUUUCAAGAAGCUGCAAUGGGGCAAGUGAUAAUUUUACUUACCCUACAUAACUUUCCAGAUAAGUGGAUAAAAAUGACUAAAACUUAUUGGAAAAGAAAAUUUCCUCCAAAAGUUCGUUUAUUGACGAAUGAUGAAUAUUACCAACAGGGAGUGAGAGAAACUACCAAAGCCCUAGAAGAUUUACGAAAAUACUGUUCUAGUCCUGAGUGUAACCAGUGGAAGACUGCAUUAAAAUUAAAAGAUGUUAAAAGAUUUGCAUCUUUUAUAGAAGGUGAUUCACACAUAUCUGAUGACGAAAUUUUAGAAUAUGAAACUGCUAUUCAAUCCACUGACCUAACUGACGAAGAAGAUAUGUUUACUGAUGAUGAAGAAUUAACAGACUGAUUUAGUGUUUAUAAUAAUUUUGAU
Agrilus planipennis (emerald ash borer) is the source of this 1237-nucleotide messenger RNA. It is a transcript of the gene Nemp, whose product is annotated as nuclear envelope integral membrane protein 1. The transcript has 8 exons. Bases 89 to 1213 code for a protein of 374 amino acids. NCBI's taxonomy places the organism in Eukaryota, Metazoa, Arthropoda, Insecta, Coleoptera, Buprestidae. The record is from RefSeq and is a predicted model, not a curated record. Gene Ontology annotation, cellular component: nuclear envelope.